CUUUGCUCAUAAGUGUAAACGUUAUAUGCUGAUGUGCAUGGACAGCAACGAUGGGCGACAAACAAUCGUGUAAAAAAAUCAAAGAAGAAAGAACCGUCUUUCUUUCCAAAGGCAAUGAGGUGUACAGGAUUCCUUCUCUUUUCUACGACAGAGACAAUAAGAUCUUCAUGGCCUUUGCAGAGCAGAGAAGCACUACAAAUGACGCCGACGCAAAACACCUGGUUAUGAAAACAGGAACACUGAAGGAGGAGGAGAGCACUGGUGUGAGAACUAUUGAGUGGUCGGAGCUCAAAGUGGUGAAGGAGGCACAUCUUGAUGGACAUCGUCCGAUGAACCCCUGUCCAGUGUACGAGAAAACCAGCAAAACUCUUUUCCUCUUCUUCGUCUGUGUUAAGGACGGCAUUACAGAGAGCUGGCAGAGAUUCUGGGGCUCUAACAAGACUCGUCUCUGCUACAUUACAACAAAAGAUGGUGGCCAGACUUGGAGCAGUGUGACUGAUUUGACACAUCUUCCUGAUAUCAAUGAAUGGGCCACAUUCGCUGUCGGUCCAGGUCAUGGUCUUCAAACAGAGAGUGGAAAAUUGAUUAUUCCAACUUAUGCAUAUGCUUCUUGCUCCACCUCAUACUGUUGCAUAUCAUGUAAUUGCUCUGUCCCACAUGCUCUCGCUCUGUACAGUGACGAUAAAGGCAGUAGUUGGAAAUUUGGCAAGAUGCUUGAGACAAAAUCAGUUGAAUGUGAAAUUGCAGAGGUGUCUGAUGAUGCAGGCUACAACUACAUCUACUGCAAUGCUCGUAGUGAGGGAGGCUAUAGAGUGGAAGCUCUUGAUGAUGGAGCUGGUUUUAAAACCCUCCCUUCUGCUAGAAAGCUUGUGGAAACAGGUAAAGGCUGUCAGGGAAGUGUGGUCUCCUUUCCAACUGUAAGUGAAGGUGCCACAACUGACUCAAGCCCAAAUAAGUGGCUGCUCUACACCCACCCAAGUGAUCAGUCCAACAGGAUCAAUUUAGGAGUGUAUCUGAAUAAAACCCCACAGGAUCCAAAUGGAUGGAGCAAACCCUGGAUCAUCAACAGUGGACCCAGUGGUUACUCAGACCUGGCUUACAUUGGUGAUGGUUGGUUUGCAUGUCUCAUGGAGUGUGGGGUGCAGAAAUAUACUGAGCAGAUAGCAUAUGAAGUUUUUCACUUCAGUCAAGUCGAAAAGGGGGCAUUGCAGGAAAAGAAUUGUUUUUGUUGCGUGUGUUCUUGUGUUUGUUUUUAAUCUAUAUUUGUCCCUUUUUACACCUUUAUUGAGAGCUCUGCUGAAGAUGUGACAGGAAACAGGAUGAGAGAGAGGGGGAGUGACAUGCAGCAAAGGGCCACGCUACCACUGUGUAGACAUUGUAUGGGGCUGAAGAUCUAAAAUGAUUAAGAGCUCUACAAAUACACCUGACUUUUAGAUUCUGAUGCUGAUGAAGCUUGUAAAUAUGUAAUUAUUUGCUUAGGCUAAUAGAGUGUGGGGAUCAUUGUGAAGUUGAUCAGAUGGCCUUUAAAGUGUUUUGCUGACAUGAGACUUCAGAGCAGCUUGUUGUGUAUUACAGUGAUAUUGUUGUACUGAAAUCACACUUAUAACUACUCAAUAUAAAGAUGUUGGGUUGAUAUGAUUUAAAAAACAAAGUUAUAAUGACUCACACCAUCCAUGAAAAUGACUGAUUUUGUUUUUAUUUCAGCUGUAACAACCAUAUUAUUGAUGUACGUGUCAGAGAUAUGUUGCUGAUGUUUGCUCUUGUCUACAUACAAGUUCAUUAUUUUCAUGUAUAGAGUUAAAGUGUUUAAAGUGUUUGAUCAUCUAUGUAGAAAUGUAAACUUCAUUCCAACUUGAGUUGGAAAUGUUAAUAAAGUCACUGGUAAGGGGUCACAGGUUUCUCAUUGUGCCAACAAUACAACUU
Messenger RNA from Acanthopagrus latus (yellowfin seabream), 1923 nucleotides. Its product is annotated as sialidase-3-like. Lineage: Eukaryota; Metazoa; Chordata; Actinopteri; Spariformes; Sparidae. Gene Ontology annotation, biological process: oligosaccharide catabolic process; ganglioside catabolic process. Bases 51 to 1256 code for a protein of 401 amino acids. Gene Ontology annotation, molecular function: exo-alpha-sialidase activity. Gene Ontology annotation, cellular component: lysosome; membrane; cytoplasm. The transcript has 2 exons. The record is from RefSeq and is a predicted model, not a curated record.